Penicillium odoratum is the source of this 831-nucleotide messenger RNA. RefSeq names its product succinate dehydrogenase iron-sulfur protein subunit SDH2 (gene sdh2). NCBI's taxonomy places the organism in Eukaryota, Fungi, Ascomycota, Eurotiomycetes, Eurotiales, Aspergillaceae. The record is from RefSeq and is a predicted model, not a curated record. Gene Ontology annotation, molecular function: 2 iron, 2 sulfur cluster binding; electron transfer activity. Gene Ontology annotation, cellular component: mitochondrial membrane. Gene Ontology annotation, biological process: tricarboxylic acid cycle; aerobic respiration; respiratory electron transport chain. The coding region runs from base 1 to 831 and encodes 276 amino acids. The transcript has 3 exons.
AUGGCCUCCCUCCGCACUACUUCGCGACUCUUCGCUGCGUCGCGCCCGCUGUUCCGGCCCGCCUCUUUCGCUCGCUCCUAUGCCACCGUCGAGGCCAAGAAUGUCGAGCCUACCCCCUCGGAGAACCCCUCCAUGAAGACCUUCAAGGUCUACCGUUGGAACCCGGACACUCCGAGCGAGAAGCCUACCAUGGAGAGCUACCAGCUCGACUUGAAGAAGACUGGCCCCAUGAUGCUUGACGCUCUCAUCCGCAUUAAGAACGAAAUCGACCCUACCCUGACUUUCCGCCGCUCUUGCCGUGAGGGUAUCUGUGGUUCCUGCGCCAUGAACAUUGACGGUGUCAACACUCUGGCUUGCUUGUGCCGCAUCCCCACCGACGCUUCAGAGUCUCGCAUCUACCCCUUGCCCCACACCUACGUCGUCAAGGAUCUCGUCCCGGAUCUUACCCUGUUCUACAAGCAAUACAAGUCUAUCAAGCCCUACCUGCAGCGCGAUACCCCCUCCGAGGACGGCCUUGAGUUCCGCCAAAGUCCCGCGGACCGCAAGAAGCUCGACGGUCUCUACGAAUGUAUUCUGUGCGCCUGCUGCUCUACUUCCUGCCCAUCCUACUGGUGGAACAGCGAGGAGUACCUCGGCCCUGCCAUCCUCCUCCAGUCUUACCGUUGGUUGGUCGACUCUCGUGACGAGCGCACCCACGAGCGCAAGGCCGCCCUCGACAACAGCAUGAGUGUCUACCGUUGCCACACCAUUCUCAACUGCACACGAACCUGCCCCAAGGGUCUCAACCCCGGUCGUGCCAUCGCUGAGACCAAGAAGCUGCUGGCCGCCUAG